This is a messenger RNA of Fraxinus pennsylvanica, 696 nucleotides long. NCBI's taxonomy places the organism in Eukaryota, Viridiplantae, Streptophyta, Magnoliopsida, Lamiales, Oleaceae. The record is from the annotation of a GenBank genome assembly.
AUGUACGAGUCGAAAACAGAGAAGGUAGAUAAUGUUGUCAUUAUGUACUUCGAAUUGAGACCAAGGUGCCAAUCCACAUCGGUCUUAGUCAGUAAUCAACAGUCAAUUUUUUCCCUCCCUGCACCGCGGCCGUUACUAUCGACACCUCCGCCACAGCCUUCAGCCCUCACCAACCACCGUGGACUUGGCUUAGAUAAAAAAGUCCGAAAUACACAUUCUCUCUUAUACUUAAUAUGGAGACUCCGAAGUCCGAACGGGUAUUUGGCAUACAAACAGUACUCCUCCUUUGCUUCUUCCCAGAGAGAAGUCACUUACAGCUGUGGUACUUGUGGAUAUGAUCUAAACCUGAGCUCGUCCAGAAGGAAUGCGUCAACUAUUGGUUCCAAAUAUUCUAAAUCCGUAAGGAAGGGGAUAAUUACAUUUUUCUCCGUAGAUCAUAACAAAUUCAAUGAGGUUGAAGAGUUCGGUUGCGUACCCUACUUCAUUUCCAAGCACUCUUGGGGUUUAUUCAGACGGAAAACCAAACUUUUGUGCCCCAAAUGUGGUAACCAUAUUGGUAAUGCUUAUUCUUAUCCUCUUAUACCAAAAAGUACGAGUUCACCCUCUGGCAGUGAAAUCUUCAAUCCGAGAAAAUAUGAUAUCAGAAUUCGUUCUUUGCAACCUUCUGCAGAAUUGGGUACUCCAUCUGUCUUGUGA